Molecule: messenger RNA, 1653 nt
Organism: Ustilaginoidea virens
Lineage: Eukaryota; Fungi; Ascomycota; Sordariomycetes; Hypocreales; Clavicipitaceae
Exons: 2
Coding region: 1-1653 (550 amino acids)
Molecular function (GO): zinc ion binding
Source: RefSeq, a predicted model, not a curated record
AUGGCAUACGACGAUACGGCAUCUACACCGCAGUCGCAAGCUUUGCAGACUGCCAAUGCGAAACGGCCGACAGACUCGCUGCGACGAUGCUUCAUCUGCUUGACGGAUGAAGAUGCAUCUGACCCCCCGGGAACCUGGGUUGACCCGUGCCCGUGCACACUCGAGGCCCAUCAAGACUGCAUGCUUUCCUGGGUGACGGACUGCGAGCGCACCGACAAGCCGUUGAAAUGCCCCGUGUGCAAGUCCAUGAUUGAAAUGGAAGGACCCUGGGACCCUAUCGUGGCGCUGAACGACGCUGUUCACGCUCGCUUCUCCCAAUACAGCCCGUACGUCGUUGCUUUUGGGGUGUCCAUGAGCGUGCAGUUUAGUCUGGAAAUGUACGGAGCCCUGGCAUUGUGGUUGUUUGCCGGCAAGGAGACGAUGAUGCGGUUCUUGAUUGGUCCGGAACUGGUCAUUGAUGCGAGAAAGGCAGGAGGACUGCGAUUUUUCCGAGAGCGCCUCGGGAGCGCUGUCGUCAUGAUGAAUGUGGCUCCCACGCUCCUUUUCAGUCAAUUACUGCCCAACCUCAGCAACAAGAUAUUUUUACCAUCAGCAUCCUUGUAUGGCAUGUACCAGAUGUUGCACGAUGAGACCUUCUUUACCUGGCCACCGUCGCCCCGGCUGGCAAUCACCGCCUUGCCCUACGUUCGCUCGCUUUACUACAACAUUUGGCGAGAGCUCGUACAGCCUUAUGAGGCGAAGCUUAACCGGCAGCUUCUGGGGCUGCCACCCGCCGAGCCAAACAACGGGGGACUCGAAGAAGCUCAUGGCCAGAGACGCCAGGCACAGCAGAAUGGCGAAGGAGGCUUUGUCGGUCUCUUGCAAGGCAUCCUUGACGUUUUGGAUCCAAACGACGACGACGACGGCGACGACGGCGACGACGACGAGCUGCUGCAAGGUCACCACAUGGAGGGACGAAUCGAGUUGAUGGCCGGUGACGCAGACGCAGAAGACGAGGGCGAAGACGCAGAGUUUAUGAUUGAGCUGCGGAUAGAGGAAGUUGGAGAGGACCACCAUGACGGACAGGACGUAUUCGCCGGUGGGAACGGGCCUCGCGCGGAAGUCGGCGGCGGGGAGACAGCAGCGGGAGAGCAAGCUGGAGGAGAUGGGCGAGAGGCCUUGGACGGCGCAGGGGUGCCCGCGCCAGCUCGGAUGGCGGCAGAAGGAGGCUUUGAAGACGGGGAUGCUCACGUCGCCGGGGGCGGGGCCGGGGUCGGGCAAGGCGAGCCGGACCAGCCCGGGCAACACGAGGCACCGCAAGCGCCACCUGUGCGUCAGAUGGGGCUGACGGGCCUGUUGUCGACCAUGUCCAACGCGGUCGUAGGCGCGCUCCUGCUGCCCGGCGUGUCGUACGCGAUGGGGGAAGCCCUGCGGCUGGCAUUGCCCAGAUCGUGGACGUCUUCGUCUUGCGCUCCUCGCACGGGGGUGGGCGGCCGACCAGGCCUUUUGCAGCAACAAUGGGGGCGGAGCUUGGUGGGCGGCUGCCUGUACAUUGUCCUGAGGGACGCGGUCCGCGUGUACGCAAAGUCGCGGACAGUGGCAGCCAUGGGGAAGAGGCGUGUGAAGAACGUCGACCGAAGGCGCAGGGACAGGGGCAGGGGCAGGGGCAGUUGA